Arctia plantaginis is the source of this 894-nucleotide messenger RNA. The record is from the annotation of a GenBank genome assembly. Lineage: Eukaryota; Metazoa; Arthropoda; Insecta; Lepidoptera; Erebidae.
AUGAGUGCCCAGCAGAGCCCGGCGAACAUGCAGUCCGUGGACAGAGAAAAGAUUUUUACAUGGAUCCUGGAGCUUUGUAACCCUGAGACUAGAGAAAAUGCCUUACUGGAGCUUAGCAAAAAACGUGAGAAUGUACCAGAUUUAGCCCCUAUGUUGUGGCACAGUUUUGGUACCAUUGCUGCGCUUCUGCAAGAAAUCACCAAUAUCUACGUGGCUAUGAUUCCGCCAACUCUCACGGCUCACCAAAGCAACAGGGUCUGUAAUGCCUUGGCGCUCAUGCAAUGCGUUGCGUCGCACCCUGAGACGCGUUCGGCCUUCCUACAAGCACACGUUCCGUUAUUCCUUUAUCCAUUCCUCCACACGGUAUCCAAAACACGCCCUUUCGAAUAUUUACGCCUUACUAGCCUUGGAGUGAUUGGAGCCCUAGUUAAAACUGAUGAGCAGGAAGUAAUUACUUUUCUGCUUACCACUGAAAUAAUACCAUUGUGUUUGCGUAUUAUGGAAAACGGAUCUGAACUCUCCAAGACUGUUGCCACCUUCAUUUUACAAAAGAUAUUGCUAGAUGAUAGUGGACUUUGUUAUAUUUGCCAAACAUAUGACAGGUUUUCUCAUGUGGCUAUGAUAUUAGGAAAAAUGGUUUUGUCUCUUGCUAAAGAUCCAUCUGCUCGGUUGUUAAAGCAUGUUGUCAGGUGCUAUUUGCGUCUAUCGGACAAUCCAAGAGCUAGAGAGGCAUUAAGGCAGUGUCUACCAGACCAGUUGAGAGAUUCUACAUUUGCUGCAUGUCUUCAGGAAGAUAAUUCAACUAAACACUGGUUGGCUCAGCUCAUUAAGAAUUUGGAAGCUCAGCCCACACCGGCCAGUCCAGCCCCACAGAACAUGUACAAAACAAGAUGA